GGCAGUUAAAGGGAAAGACAUAAUAUCCACACACCAAACUCCUGGAACAUUGAUUCAGCACAAAUGGACAAGGAGUGUAAUAAGGACAUCCAAACACCAAGGUCAUGAAAUGGCAGGGAGUUUGUCUCCUUCAAUGAAGAAAUCCAUGAUCAUCUUACAGAAGAGUGCUGUGGACAAAGCUUUGAAGCAUGAAGAUGGACGCUUUGACCUAUUCCUCCGUUUCCUUCUUGGCCUCUCUCUGGAGUCUAACCAGACUCUCUUGCAUGGCCUACUACAGAGAGGACAAAAUCAGAUGGGCAAUGAAGAAACAAUCAGUUACAUUAAGGAAAAGAUCAGGGAGGUUCCUUCAUCAGAAAGGGUCAUCAACCUCUUCCACUGUCUGCAUGAACUCAAUGAUCACUCCUUAGUGGAAGAGGUCCAAAGGCUGCUGAGUGCUGGGACACUUUCUGGAGCUGAACUUUCACCUGCCCAGUGGUCAGCUCUAGUGUUUGUGCUGCUGACAUCAGAACAGAAGCUGGAUGAGUUUGACUUGAAGAAGUACAUCAGAUCUGAUGAAGGUCUCCUAAGGCUGCAGCCAGUAGUGGAGGAAUCUCAGAAGGCUCAGCUCAAUAGCUGUGGGCUCACUGAAAGGAGCUGUACAGCACUGGCCUGUAUCCUCAGCAAACCAUCUUCAAAACUGAAAAAUGUGGAUCUCAGUGACAACAGUAUUGGAGAUAUUGGGGUCCAAGAACUCUCUAGCGGACUGGAGAACCCAAACUGUGCACUGGAGACACUCAGACUCUCAGACUGCAGUAUCACAGAGGAGGGCUAUGCUAGAUAA
Molecule: messenger RNA, 820 nt
Organism: Clupea harengus (Atlantic herring)
Lineage: Eukaryota; Metazoa; Chordata; Actinopteri; Clupeiformes; Clupeidae
Product: NLR family CARD domain-containing protein 3-like
Exons: 4
Coding region: 110-820 (236 amino acids)
Molecular function (GO): protein binding
Source: RefSeq, a predicted model, not a curated record